This is a messenger RNA of Carassius auratus (goldfish), 1238 nucleotides long. RefSeq lists its product as uncharacterized. Bases 11 to 1231 code for a protein of 406 amino acids. Gene Ontology annotation, biological process: positive regulation of ERK1 and ERK2 cascade; interleukin-15-mediated signaling pathway; T cell activation. Gene Ontology annotation, cellular component: external side of plasma membrane; membrane raft. Lineage: Eukaryota; Metazoa; Chordata; Actinopteri; Cypriniformes; Cyprinidae. Gene Ontology annotation, molecular function: MHC class II protein binding; protein tyrosine kinase binding. The transcript is spliced from 10 exons. The record is from RefSeq and is a predicted model, not a curated record.
GAAAGAGAAGAUGGCUGAUAAGUGUCACUUGUGUCUGCUGGGACUCACCUUUCUCUCUUCACUUCUCACAGGUCUCAGUGGAGUGGAUCAUGUGUUCAUCAGUUCUGGUGAAGAUGUCCGUCUGCCCUGUAAUAAUGCUCUUCCUGACUGUAAAUCAACUACAUGGAUCUAUAAUAACAGAUUCAGAGAUUCAUCAGCAGUUGAACUGUUUGCUGGAGGGAGAAAGAAGACAGACACAGAGAGACAUGAGAGACUGAGUCUGGAGUCUGACUGCUCUCUGAACAUCAAGAGAGUCACAAAAGAAGAUUGUGGACUUUACAUCUGCCAACAAUGGACAGAGAAUGAUCAACAACAAGGAACUGAUGCUCGUGUUUAUCUGCAUGUUCUUCAUGUCUAUUCAUCACCGUCACAGACUGAGAUCAGUGCAGGUCUCUCUCUGACUCUCUUCUGUCAGUUGUAUUCAUAUUCAUCAUCUGCUCGAGUCUCUUGUGAUGCUUGGAUCCGUUCUGAGGGAAUUGAUCUGUUCUGGGUGAAUCAGGCUGGUGUAAAACUGACAAACUCAGACUCCAGAUAUCAGAUAUCAGCUCCAGGUCACUGUAUCAUCUCUCUGAAGACAACAAUCCUGAAUGAAGAUGAAAUCAGAGAGUGGAGAUGUAAUAUUACUCAGAGAGAUCAAGUCAAGACCUCAGUCUCAUACACUGUCAAGAUCUCAGAUCAAGCUGAUUCAACGACAGCAGUCACAAACUCUCAGCAUCGCUCAACUACAAACACAGAUGACACUGAAGAUCAAGCUGAUUUAUCUCAUUCAGCACUGAUUCCAGUCUACAGCACAAACUCUCAGCAUCGCUCAACUACAAACACACACGAAACUGAAGAUCAAACUAAAAGAGUAACAGCAUUGACUCCAGCAGAAACGUCUACACAAGUGAUUGUGAUUGUGAUUGUUGUCGGUGUUUCGGUCGCUCUUCUUCUUCCUGCUCUGAUUCUUUGGCUGAUUCAUAAUAAAAGAGAUGAUGUCAGAAGAGAGACUGAUGACUCUGUGGAGCAGACAGAUGAUGUGACUUAUACUGAAGUUACUGCGCGCAGUAAAAACAGAGCCAAGAAGAACAAGGUUCGCUGUGAUGAUAAAGUGACUUACGCUUCCAUCAGAGGAACAAAAGCUGGAGCUCAGGAAAACUGCAGUCAACUUUAUGCCUCUGUGAACAAGAACCAUCACAAAUCAGACAAAUAAUUAUACA